Molecule: messenger RNA, 2166 nt
Organism: Sardina pilchardus (European sardine)
Lineage: Eukaryota; Metazoa; Chordata; Actinopteri; Clupeiformes; Clupeidae
Gene: fam43a
Product: family with sequence similarity 43 member A
Exons: 1
Coding region: 173-1222 (349 amino acids)
Source: RefSeq, a predicted model, not a curated record
AAGCCUGAGCUAUGGGGAUAGAAACUGUACGACAAUAUAGGUACCUCGUAAGAAAGUGAUUUUGCUCACCAACAGUGGAGUUGCCUGAAUUUUCGAAAGUCAUAAAUGACAGAGGAUUCUUUAAAUCCAACAUUUAGAAGUUAUACAUUAGUGGUAGUUUAUAUAGCUCUGAAUGCAAAACGAUCGGAUAAUGCUGCCUUGGAAGAAGAACAAGUUCGAUCUGAUAGAGGAAGAUAAACAGUCGAAACAGAAGGGGUAUGCAGUGAGUUUAAACUACUCAGCGCUGACCUCCUUUGCGAAGUCCUGCCCGGAGAGCGCACUGAACAGGGUCGGAAGCAUGUUUAAGUCGAAAAGGAAAAAGGUGAAGAUAACAAGCGAGGACCCAACUUACACCGUCCUCUAUUUGGGAAAUGCUACGACCAUUCAGUCGAAGGGAGAAGGGUGCACGGACGUGGCUGUGAGUAAGAUCUGGGGCAAGAGCGAAAUGGGCAAGAAUGGCACCAAAAUGAAACUCACCAUCAGCUCGCAGGGCAUUCGGAUGGUGCAUGUAGAUGACAAGGCGAGGCGACCGGGACACUUGUAUUUAUUGCAUCGAAUCACCUACUGUGUUGCCGACCCCCGGCAUCCCAAGAUAUUCGCAUGGAUAUACAGGCACGAAAUGAAACACAAGGCGGUGAUGCUGCGGUGCCAUGCAGUACUGGUGUCCAAGCCCGAAAAGGCGAAAGCCAUGGCUUUGCUCUUGUACCAGACCUCAUCAACGGCUCUUGCUGAGUUUAAAAGACUUAAAAGGAGGGACGAUGCCAGGCACCAACAGCAACAAUUGAUAGGGGAACAAACUAUUCCACUCGUUCCCUUACGAAAGCUUCUGAAUGGACAGUGUUACUACAAACCCCCGGUGGAGCGCAGCAGGAGCGCACCCAAACUUGGGUCGAUCACAGAGGACUUGAUAGGGGAAGAAGAGGAGGAGAAAUCCAUGCACUUUGAGUGUGAGGAUAUACUGGACUCCGACCACUGCAAUGGCAAACAGGAGCUGUCUCAGAUCAUCAAUGACCUGGGUGAGAUGUGCAUCGGAAACGACUUACAGACGCUGAAAUCGGACUUAAGGGUUACCCGUUUGCUCUCGGGUGAGAGCACGGGCAGCGAGUCGUCAAUAGAAAGCAACCAAGAGCCAAUCUCGGUCUCCAAUGGUUUCGAUGAAAGGAAAUUGCAAGAGAUUGGUUGAGGAAAGUUGUUCUCAACCAAAUGCCACAUUUGAUUCCUUGUGGACUCAUCUUCAUCCAACACUGUGCUGUUUUGUUUUAAGGAGCCGUGUAUGCCUGUAGUAUUGUGCCUCCUAAUCCAUUCAACUUGAAAGGAUAUGGGUUUUCAAUAGGAGUUCGCUGUGUCGAACCCAACACAAUUACUUUUUGUUUUGUGAAUGGGGCUUUGAUUACUGCACACAUUGCAUGCCUGGUUCAUGUAUAACUUAGAGAGCAGUCAAGGUGUUAGGGACAGUAGCGACAGCACAAAAUGGAGUAGGCCUGCAAAAAUGACAACAGCUACAAAGGUUACAGUAACUAUAGGUUCAUAUGAUAUAAAUCAGAUCAAUAUGUCAGCACACCACCCUAUAGCGGCACUUUUCAUAUUCCUAUAGUGUAUUUGCACAAUUAACUCCACACCAUGUCCUUAACAUCCUGACUUCACAGAUGCGCGUUAAGGUGCUUAUGCACCCAGCUUAUCCCCUCAGCUAGUCUAUGAUUUAAGAGGGGUUUAUGUGAGCUUGUUUACCUAACCUGUUUCCCUGAGGAAAUGUUAUUUUAAAGAAAAGAAAGAAUUGUCCUGGAUGGUAUUAAUGCAUCCUUUUAGAACACUACUCUCAGACAGUACCAAGAAGUGGGUGAUUAAUCUCUCCUGUCAGGACAUUACAUUUUUUCUUUCUUUUUUUGAAUUCUUUUUUGCACUGUUGUGGAAUUCAGUUGAGUAUUAUGUGUUCAUUACUUUGUACAUAAUAUUGUGUUCUCUAAAUGUUCUCAUAAACAUACAUGUCAUUAUCUUUGCUGUGCAAAAGAAUAAAAUUCCGGAUGUAUUAAGAUGUACAUAGUAAGCAUAUGAAUAUACUCAACAUUUUUUAUGGAAGAAACAUGGUUUGUUUCUGUGAACCUCAACAAAACUACCAAUAAAAAAACA